Molecule: messenger RNA, 1920 nt
Organism: Aegilops tauschii subsp. strangulata
Lineage: Eukaryota; Viridiplantae; Streptophyta; Magnoliopsida; Poales; Poaceae
Product: protein disulfide isomerase-like 1-2
Biological process (GO): protein folding; response to endoplasmic reticulum stress
Cellular component (GO): endoplasmic reticulum
Molecular function (GO): protein disulfide isomerase activity
Source: RefSeq, a predicted model, not a curated record
UAUUAACCUGGUAGGCAUGUCAUCCUCUGACGGAAAUCCUGAGAGGUGACUUAGUUACAGCUUAAGCAAUGGACGUUCCCCUGGCACUCCCUUUUGCCACCCUCGUCGUGGUCCUUCUGCUCUCUUCCGGCCCCAUCGCGGCCGAGGUGGAUGCCACAGCUGUGCUUGGAGAGGCGGUCCUGACACUUGACGCAGGCAACUUCUCGGAGGUGGUGGCCAAGCACGAGUUCAUAGUCGUCGAGUUCUACGCGCCAUGGUGUGGCCACUGCAAGGAGCUCGCUCCAGAGUACGAGAAGGCAGCCUCCAUGCUGAGGAAGCGCGACCCUCCAGUGGUGCUCGCGAAGGUGGAUGCGUACGACGAGAGCAACAAGGAGCUCAAGGACAAGUACAAGGUACAUGGGUAUCCGGCCAUCAAGAUCAUCAGGAAAGGAGGGAGCGACGUGAGCGCCUAUGGUGGCCCGAGGGACGCGGAGGGUAUCGUGGAGUACCUCACGAGGCAGGUCGGCCCGGCAUCUCUCGAGAUCAGGUCUGCAGUGGAUGCCUCACGCUCCAUCGGCGACAAAGGGGUGGUUCUUGUGGGUGUAUUUCCUGAGUUUGCUGGUAUUCAGUAUGAGAAUUUUAUGGCCGUGGCAAACAAGAUGCGAACAGACUAUGAUUUCUUUCACACAUCGGAUGCGAGCAUUCUGCCACGUGGUGAUCUGACCGUCAAGGGCCCCCUUCUUCGACUCUUUAAGCCAUUCGAUGAGCUGUUUGUCGAUUCACAAGAUUUUGAUGACGAUGCAAUCAAGAAGUUUAUUGAGGUGUCUGGUUUCCCUACUGUAGUUACUUUCGACGCAGACCCGACCAACCAUAAGUUUAUUGAAAGAUACUACAGCACGCCUAGUGCCAAAGCAAUGCUUUUCUUGCGCUUCAGUGACGACAGAGUUGAGACCUUCAAGAGCCAGAUGCAUGAAGCAGCCAGGCAGCUCAGCGGUAAUAACAUCAGUUUUCUAAUUGGUGAUGUUUCAACCGCAGACCGUGCCUUCGAGUAUUUCGGGCUCAAAGAAAGUGAUGUUCCCCUCCUCCUCGUGCUAGCAUCUACUGGAAAAUAUCUCAAUCCAACCAUGGAGCCUGACCAGCUCAUACCCUGGAUGAAGCAGUAUAUAUAUGGCAACUUAACACCUUAUGUUAAGUCAGAGCCAAUUCCUAAGGUGAAUGAUCAACCUGUUAAAGUUGUCGUGGCUGACAAUAUUGAUGAAAUUGUUUUUAACUCUGGCAAAAAUGUUCUACUUGAGUUCUAUGCACCUUGGUGCGGUCAUUGCCGGAAGUUGGCCCCGAUUCUGGAGGAAGUUGCGGUCUCGUUGCAAGACGAUGAAGAUGUAGUCAUAGCGAAGAUGGAUGGUACUGCGAACGAUAUCCCGACAGACUUCGCGGUCGAGGGAUACCCAGCGCUGUACUUCUAUUCUUCUAGUGGAGGGGAUCUCUUGACGUAUGACGGGCAGAGGACGGCCAAGGAGCUCAUCAGUUUUAUCAAGAAAAACAGGGGGGCCAAAGCUGCUGCAGUAGAAGUAACCCAGACGGAUGCUGUAGAAGAGGAGGUAACAUCAUCGACUCCAUCGGGGUCCAUUCAAGACGAACUUUAAUCAAGAUGUAUGCAUCGUAUGUGUCCUUUUGUUCCCCGUAACUCCUGUAUUUUGGUGGAGAUGCCACUACACCAGUCUAAUUGCGGUGUUUUGUUGAAAUCUCAACAUUACCAUGAUGAACAAGCCUCCAAAAGAUUUCGUUGUAAUUCUUAGUCAUAAGAGUUAUUUUGUAAUUUCUAGGCUUCAUGGUCCAAAGCAUUUUAGUUGUAAUGGGUAAUGGUUGUCAAGUUUGAAUAAAGUUACAAGUGAUUUAUCAGAAAAAUAGUAUGACUCAACAUUGAGCUCUGAAUUUUUUUUU